This is a messenger RNA of Phyllotreta striolata, 1852 nucleotides long. NCBI's taxonomy places the organism in Eukaryota, Metazoa, Arthropoda, Insecta, Coleoptera, Chrysomelidae. The record is from the annotation of a GenBank genome assembly.
GCACCAUCAAAAUAUGUAAGUAUCGAAUGUGUUAUCUUCGAAGCGGUGCUGUUAACGUAUUAAUGUAACGAGUUUUCAAGGUCUCGGUAGCUGUAGUCCCCAAUAGAGGUUCAUUCAGUUACUGUGAAUUUGUGAACGAGUGAAUCGGUAUUAAGUCUAGUCUAAAAAUGAUUCGUUCUGCUUUUCCUCUCAGCUUGAAUCUGCUAAAAAGAAAUUAUUCCAAUGUGGCGCCGACGACGAAACUUUUCAUAGACGGGCAAUUCCUGGAUUCACAAGCCACAGACUGGGUCGACCUGUACGAUCCCGCCACAAACAAUUUAGUCACAAAAGUACCAAAAUGCACCCACAAAGAAAUGGAAACCGCCGUGGAAUCCAGCAGAAACGCCUUCCAAUCAUGGAGCAAAACAUCUGUACUAACGAGGCAACAGCUCAUGCUCAAACUCCAGGCUGUGAUCAGAAGAGACAUCAAGAAACUCGCUCAAAAUAUCACUUUAGAACAAGGAAAAACGCUGGCCGAUGCCGAGGGCGAUGUAAUGAGAGGAUUGCAGGUGGUUGAACACAGUUGCUCAGCUGGAACGCUUUUGCUCGGCGAAACGCUACAAAACAUCUCCAAAGACAUGGACAUUACAGCCUACAAACUACCUCUGGGAGUCACCGCUGGCAUUUGCCCCUUCAAUUUCCCAGCCAUGAUACCGCUUUGGAUGUUUCCCAUGGCGCUAAUCGCGGGCAAUACUAUGGUGUUAAAGCCCUCUGAAAAGGACCCCGGAGCGACUAUGCUAAUCAUGGAGCUCUUAAACGAAAUCGGUUGUCCUCCCGGUGUAGUAAACGUAAUUCACGGUACACACGAAGCUGUUAAUUUCAUAUGUGAUAACAAAGACAUCCGCGCCAUCAGCUUCGUCGGAUCCGAUCAGGCGGGGAAAUACAUUUACUCCAGAGGCGCCGCCAACGGGAAGCGAGUCCAAUCGAACAUGGCGGCCAAAAAUCACGCUGUAGUCCUGCCGGACGCCAACAAAAACGCUACCUUAGACCAAAUAGCGGGCGCCGCGUUCGGAGCCGCCGGUCAAAGGUGCAUGGCGCUCAGCGUCGCCGUUCUAGUAGGCGAAGCCAAGAACUGGAUUCCCGAUUUGGUGGAGAAAGCCAAGAAAUUGAAGGUUACCGCCGGCCACGAACCCGGAGCCGACUUGGGACCUGUUAUCUCCAAAGAAUCCAAACAGAGGAUCUUGCAACUCGUCGAAUCCGGAAUUAAAGAGGGUGCCAAAUGUCCGCUGGACGGAAGGAACAUAAAAGUAGAAAAAUACCCGAACGGCAACUUCGUAGGCCCGACGAUCUUGACCGACGUUUCGCCCAGCCACACUUGCUACAAAGAGGAGAUCUUCGGGCCGGUCUUGUGCGUGAUGACGGCCGACACCUUGGAGGAAGCCAUCGAUCUGAUCAAUUCGAACCCUUACGGGAACGGCACCGCCGUGUUCACCACCAACGGCAGCCACGCCCGGCAAUUCGUCAACGAAAUCGACGUCGGCCAAGUCGGCGUCAACGUGCCCAUUCCGGUGCCGCUGCCCAUGUUCAGCUUCACCGGCUCCAGGGGCAGCUUCCACGGCGACCUGCAUUUCUACGGCAAGCAGGGCCUCAAUUUCUACACGCAAACCAAAACGGUCACGUCGCUGUGGAGGAAAGGGGACGCCGCCAAAACGGCGCCGUCGGUCUCCAUGCCUGUACACAACUGAAAGUUUUGUAUGAAAUUAAGAGAUAUAUUUCAUUAUUGUAAAUAAUAUUAAUAUACACGAAUAUUUUUUAUUACAUUUAAUCUAAGAAAAUUGGAGGAAUCUAUAAUAAAUACGUUGACAUAAACAUA